Molecule: messenger RNA, 1430 nt
Organism: Danio aesculapii
Lineage: Eukaryota; Metazoa; Chordata; Actinopteri; Cypriniformes; Danionidae
Gene: tnnt2e
Product: troponin T2e, cardiac
Exons: 14
Coding region: 134-787 (217 amino acids)
Biological process (GO): cardiac muscle contraction; regulation of muscle contraction; sarcomere organization
Cellular component (GO): troponin complex
Molecular function (GO): tropomyosin binding; troponin C binding; troponin I binding
Source: RefSeq, a predicted model, not a curated record
GCCUCCAACAGAGGAAGAGCCAGCCCCCGAGGUGGAAGAGCCUCCGGAAGUCGAAGAGGAGCCAGAACCAGAACCACAAGAAGCCCCUGUUGAGGAGGAAGUCACAGAUGAGACAAAACCAAAGCCAAAAUUCAUGCCCAAUAUCUCGGCUCCAAAGAUUCCUGAAGGAGAUAAGGUGGACUUUGAUGACAUCCACAGAAAGCGUCAGGAGAAGGAUUUAUCUGAGCUUCAGUCUCUGAUCGAGGCUCAUUUCAUCCAGAGGAAGAAAGAUGAAGAAGAACUGAUCGCUCUGGUCAACAGAAUCGAGAAGCGGCGCGGCGAGAGGGCGGAGCAGCAGAGAAUCCGUGCAGAGAAAGAGAAGGAGAGACAGGCCCGUCUGGCCGAAGAAAAAGAGAGACGAGAGCAAGAGGAACAGAGGAAGAAACAUGAUGAAGAUGCCAAGAAGAAGAAGGCCCUCACCAACAUGACACACCAGUAUGGAGGAAUCCAGCAGAAGGGUGAUGGCCGCAAAGGAGCAAAGAAACAGACGGAGAGAGAGAAGAAGAAGAAGAUCCUGGCCGAGAGAAAGAAGCCACUGAACAUCGAUCAUCUGUCUGAAGAUAAACUGAAGGAGAAGGCCAGUGAAAUGUGGCAGUGGAUGAUGCAGCUGGAGGCCGAGAAGUUUGACCUCAGCGAGAAACUCAAGAGGCAGAAAUAUGAUAUGAAUGUUCUCCAGACCCGAAUCAAUGAACAACAGAAGUUUGCCAAAGGUCGUGGCAAGGGCAAGGUUGGCGGCAGGCUGAGGUAAACACACAGCGGAUCCGGGAGCUCCAGAGAACCAGAAGACUUUGUCUGCUUCAUCACAUACAGUUGAAGUCAGAAAUAUUAGCCCUCCUGGAUUAUUUCCUCCCCUGUAUAUUUUUGAUUUACCCCAAUUUCUGUUUAACAGAGAGAUUUUUUUUUCUGGCAGUCAAAAUUUUAAUAACAAGAUACUAGUAUUCAGCUUAAAGUGACAUUUAAAGCCUUAACUAGGUUAAUUAGGGUAAUUAGGCAAGUCAUUGUUUAACAAUGGUUUGUUCUGUAGACAAUCGAAAACAAAUAUUGCCUAAGGAGCAAAUUUUUAAGCCAAAAUAAUGCAAAUAAGACUUUCUCCAGAAGAAAAACUAUAAUAGGAAAUACUGUGAAAAAUUCCUUGCUCCGUUAAACAUCAUUUAGGCAAUAUUUAUCAAAGAAAAUGGACAGGAGGACGAAUAAUUUCGACUUCAACUCUAUGCAGAGGUGGUCAUUAUAAACGCAUCGCUCUGCUUUACUGCACUAUGGAGACAGAAAAGUCUCAUACUCUACUGAUGUCGUAUAUUUCUGCUUGUUAUACACAAGUAUUCUGCAGUCCUCUCUAUAUUGUGCCACUCAUUUUAUUCCUGCAACAUUAAAAGAGUCAGAUUGUCUACAAA